CAAAAAAUAAUCAAAAAGCAAAAGAAAACGAAACUUGUUCUUUCCGUGUUGCGUUUUCUCCGUCGAUUCUUCAUCCCAAUUGUACUCACAACACUGUUCAGUUUCCUCUCUCGGCUUCACCGGUUCACAGUUCCGGCGACCUUACCGGCGGCGUUGAUUUCUCUGUCAAAAGAAUGUUCCUGUUUGACUGGUUUUACGGAAUUCUGGCGACCCUUGGUUUGUGGCAGAAGGAGGCGAAGAUUUUGUUCCUUGGGUUAGAUAAUGCGGGGAAAACCACCUUGCUUCACAUGCUCAAGGAUGAGAGAUUGGUUCAGCAUCAACCUACCCAGUAUCCAACUUCGGAAGAGUUGAGUAUUGGGAAGAUAAAGUUCAAGGCUUUUGAUCUGGGUGGUCACCAGAUUGCUCGUAGGGUCUGGAAGGACUAUUAUGCUCAGGUGGAUGCUGUAAUCUACCUGGUUGACGCAUAUGACAAGGAAAGAUUUGCAGAAUCAAAGAAGGAGCUGGAUGCUCUUCUUUCUGAUGAUUCACUAGCAGAUGUACCUUUCCUUAUCUUGGGGAACAAAAUUGACAUACCUUAUGCUGCCUCAGAAGACGAGCUACGUUAUCAUUUGGGUUUGACUGGACUCACUACAGGCAAAGGGAAAGUUAAUAUGGCUGACUCCAAGGUCCGUCCUUUGGAGGUGUUCAUGUGCAGCAUUGUGCGCAAAAUGGGAUAUGGUGAAGGCUUUCAGUGGCUCUCUCAGUAUAUUAAGUAGGGAAAGUGCUCCUAGUUCCUGAUUGUCAUGUAAAAUGGAUACUUGAAUGGUAGUCUUACUUUUUCUUAGUUGCGAGACGCGUGUUUCUACAUUUUGCUAGGGCUUGACAAGCUAGCGUUGCUGUCUAUAUCAGUUAUUAAAACUGCAGAAUUAAUAAAUCGUAGCUUGAAUGUUAGAAA
Lotus japonicus is the source of this 934-nucleotide messenger RNA. RefSeq names its product GTP-binding protein SAR1A-like. The coding region runs from base 174 to 755 and encodes 193 amino acids. Gene Ontology annotation, biological process: membrane organization; vesicle organization; endoplasmic reticulum to Golgi vesicle-mediated transport. The record is from RefSeq and is a predicted model, not a curated record. Gene Ontology annotation, cellular component: endoplasmic reticulum exit site; COPII vesicle coat. The transcript is spliced from 3 exons. Gene Ontology annotation, molecular function: GTPase activity; GTP binding. NCBI's taxonomy places the organism in Eukaryota, Viridiplantae, Streptophyta, Magnoliopsida, Fabales, Fabaceae.